Cavia porcellus (domestic guinea pig) is the source of this 780-nucleotide messenger RNA. RefSeq names its product fibroblast growth factor 23 (gene Fgf23). The transcript is spliced from 3 exons. NCBI's taxonomy places the organism in Eukaryota, Metazoa, Chordata, Mammalia, Rodentia, Caviidae. Gene Ontology annotation, biological process: cell differentiation; regulation of cell migration; positive regulation of cell population proliferation. The record is from RefSeq and is a predicted model, not a curated record. Gene Ontology annotation, cellular component: cytoplasm. Bases 49 to 780 code for a protein of 243 amino acids. Gene Ontology annotation, molecular function: type 1 fibroblast growth factor receptor binding; growth factor activity.
GGAAAGUCAGGUUUCAGACUCAACUUCAGCCACUUAAAGAGCACUGAGAUGCUGGGGACCUGCCUUGGGCUCCUGGCCUGCACCGUGAGCUUAGUAGGAGCCUAUCCUGAUGCCUCCCCAUUGCUCACCUCCAGCUGGGGUGGCCUGAUCCAUCUGUACACGGCCACAGCCAGAAACAGCUACCAUCUGCAGAUCCACAAAGAUGGCCACAUAGAUGGUGCACCCUAUCCGACCAUCUACAGUGCCCUGAUGAUCAGAUCAGAAGAUGCUGGGUUCGUCGUGAUAACAGGGGUCACAAGCAGGAGAUUCCUCUGCAUGGAUUUCAGAGGCAACAUUUUUGGAUCUCACCACUUCAAUCCCCAAGACUGCCGAUUCCAACACCGCACGCUGGAAAACGGUUACGACGUCUACCUCUCUCCCGAGCACCACUUUCUGAUCAGCCUGGGCAGGACCAAGAAGUUCUUCCUGCCGGGCACCAACCCACCGCCCUACUCCCAGUUCCUGUCGCGCAGGAACGAGCUGCCCCUGGCCCGCUUCGUCACGCCCGGGCCGCGGCGACACACGCGCAGCGCGGAGGAGGACCAGGGCCGCGACCCGCUGAGCGUGCUCAAGCUUCGGCCCCGCGCCACGCCCGCGCCCGCCUCGUGCUCGCAGGAGCUGCCCAGCGCGGAGGACGCGGCCCAGGCCAGCGACCCCCUGGGCGUGCUGCGGGGCGCCAGGGUGCACGCGCACGGCGGGCCGCGCCCCGCGAGGUGCCGCCCGGGACCCGGGGCCAAGUAA